Messenger RNA from Branchiostoma floridae (Florida lancelet), 1507 nucleotides. RefSeq lists its product as uncharacterized. The record is from RefSeq and is a predicted model, not a curated record. Lineage: Eukaryota; Metazoa; Chordata; Leptocardii; Amphioxiformes; Branchiostomatidae. The transcript is spliced from 6 exons. Bases 13 to 996 code for a protein of 327 amino acids.
CACGGGAACAUCAUGUACUUCCCCAUGGACGAGAAGCGAGACGAGAACGAAGAGUUUGUCGGCAAUCCUCCUGCCUAUGGCUAUAACGGCGCCAGCCUCACGGACGGGAUCGUCGGCAAGGCGCUGACCCUGAACGGGAACGUCCAGUACCUGAAGACUCUGCCUCUGGAGGGGACGUGUCUGGGCAGCACUGUAAACUGUGAACAGGGUUUCAGCAUUGGCAUGUGGAUCAAGUUGAUGUCCGAACCAUCGUCUGACCGCUACUUCCUGUCCAGUGGGGGUCACUUCCCCAAAUCCUUCGGCCUUAACUUCUACUACGAUGUGCCGGACGGACCGGGAUUCUGGAUUACCUAUGUGGAAGAGUGGUGCACGACUCACUUUUCCCUGCCGAUCGACGUGUGGAUGUACCUGGUUCUGUCCUGGAGACCGUCCUGUGACAUCAGCAUCCACAUGAACAGCACCAUGAUCAAGUUCACCUCCACUCCCAAGCGGAUGAGACGAAUGGAGAAGGAUGAGUACACCACCCUGGCGAUAGGAGCGCCCAACACCCUGAAUGAUGUUGCUGGCAUCACCGGCGACUUCCUCCUGGACGAGGUUCGCUUCUGGGACAGGAAACUGACUGGGAAGGAAAUCUACGAAGUCAUGAUGCAUGACCUGAGGAUGUCGGGAGAUCACUACCACCCUCCGCCUGGGUCAAAGGUCAUGAAGGGCAAUUACAAGUGCAGCGGAGAGGAGCCGCUACUGGGCAUGUGCGAGCACGAGGAGGACUCCUCAUUGGCUGACGAGAUCUGUGGCACAAACGCACAGGCCUUCGUACGCUGUGUCCCUAACGGCUGGUGGGACGAGUGGUCUCCAUGGAAAGCCUGUGAGAACGGGAAGCAGAGCCGCACCCGGAACUGUUACACCCCGUCUCCUCUCUACACGAGCAACUGUACCGACAGUCCCGGGCCUAGUGAGCAGAUCAGAACAUGCGUAGAGAACGAUGAACAAAACUAAGGAUUACUGAAUGAAGAACUCUAAUAAUUGUACAAAUAUGACCACUGUGUUUAGUACAAGUAAGAACAAAGGCAACAACGAGCUAUCACACGCGCUUUAGUCUUGAAAGUGAAUCCGGCCUUCCAUUGCUUCUUUGUGACUGUACCAAAGUAAGAAAUGUAUGUAUUAGCAUUAAGGAUCGUUCCUGACAUCUUUUCUAAUGUGACGUGCACCCAGUUUAAGCUAAUAAUAGAGAGAUGGGGAAGGUGUAUCAUGCAAAUGUGUUCUUUUUCACUGCUUAUAUAUUGUACAUUUGGUGUACCACUUAUUGGUCCUUUUUCGUUUAUGUGACUGUAUAUAAGUGUUCAUAUCGAUGGUUUUACCGAAACGCACAGUUUGGAGUGAACGGAACUUAUAAAUAUAAAUACACUAUACUAUUCUCAUGUGUCACUGUUACUUGUCUACGUGUAUAGUAUAUCUAAGCAGUCUCCGGCGAAGCAGUUUCAGUCCAGCACCAGUUAAGUAAGUAAUA